Messenger RNA from Tachyglossus aculeatus (Australian echidna), 2969 nucleotides. It is a transcript of the gene DMGDH, whose product is annotated as dimethylglycine dehydrogenase. The transcript has 16 exons. The record is from RefSeq and is a predicted model, not a curated record. Bases 15 to 2627 code for a protein of 870 amino acids. Gene Ontology annotation, molecular function: protein binding; oxidoreductase activity. NCBI's taxonomy places the organism in Eukaryota, Metazoa, Chordata, Mammalia, Monotremata, Tachyglossidae. Gene Ontology annotation, cellular component: mitochondrion.
CACCUUGGCCGGCCAUGCUCCGGGCCGUCGCCGCCCGCCAGCUCCGGGGGCAGCGGGGGGCAGCCCUGCCGGGACUCUCCAGGGGCCACAGUCACCGCCCCCACAGCAACAGCUGCAGCAGCCUCCAGCGAAACGAAAACCCAUUUUCCAUUUCCGAAACAAAAUGGAAAGAUGCAGCAGAGACAGUAAUAAUUGGAGGGGGGUGUGUGGGUGUGAGUCUCGCUUACCACCUGGCCAAAGCUGGCAUGAAGGAUGUGGUCCUGCUGGAGAAAUCCGAACUCACCGCUGGAUCGACGUGGCAUGCAGCAGGUUUAACCACUUACUUUCAUCCUGGAAUCAAUCUGAAGAAAAUACAUUACUACAGCAUUAAACUGUAUGAAAAAUUAGAAGAAGAAACAGGGCAGGUGGUGGGAUUCCAUCAGCCGGGCAGUAUCAGAAUUGCUACUACCCCUACUCGAGUGGAUGAAUUUAAAUACCAAAUGACUCGUGCUCGCUGGCACCCGACCGAACAGUAUCUUAUUGAGCCGGAAAAAGUGCAGGAGAUGUUUCCUUUAUUGAAUAUGGAGAAGGUCCUUGCUGGACUGUACAAUCCAGGAGAUGGCCACAUUGACCCUUAUUCUCUUACGAUGGCCCUGGCUGCUGGGGCGAGGAGAUACGGUGCUUUAUUAAAAUUUCCUGCUCCUGUGGCCGGUCUCCAACCCAGGUCUGAUGGCACCUGGGAAGUCGAAACGCCCCAAGGAACAAUCCGAGCAAAAAGAGUUGUGAACGCCUCCGGAUUCUGGGCUAGAGAAGUUGGCCAAAUGAUUGGGCUGCAGCAUCCUCUCAUUCCGGUCCACCACCAGUACGUCGUCACGUCCACCGUACCUGAAGUGAAAGCUUUGAAAAGAGAACUCCCCGUUUUGAGGGACCUCGAAGGGUCCUACUACCUCCGCCAGGAAAGAGACGGGCUUCUCUUCGGUCCGUAUGAAAGUCAGGAGAAGAUGAAACUCCAGAGCUCCUGGGUAACUGAUGGAGUCCCACCUGGUUUUGGAAAGGAACUUUUCGAGUCUGAUUUGGACAGAAUCAUGGAACACGUUGAAGCGGCCAUGGAGAUGGUGCCAGUCCUGAAAAAGGCAGACAUCAUCAAUAUCGUUUCUGGUCCUAUCACCUAUUCUCCAGACAUUCUUCCGAUGGUAGGACCCCAUCAGGGAGUCAGAAAUUACUGGGUGGCUAUCGGUUUUGGCUAUGGCAUCAUCCAUGCUGGAGGUGUCGGAAAGUACCUCAGCGACUGGAUCCUUGAUGGGGAACCUCCUUUUGACCUGAUAGAAUUGGAUCCCAACCGGUACGGGAAAUGGACCACCCCACAGUACACAGAAGUUAAAGCCAGGGAGUCUUAUGGAUUCAACAACAUCGUUGGCUACCCUAAAGAAGAAAGAUUUGCUGGGAGACCUACUGAGAGAGUCAGCGGGAUUUACGAUGUUCUCAAGUCUAAGUGUUCAAUGGGUUUCCAUGCUGGAUGGGAGCAACCUCAUUGGUUUUACCAACCCGGACACGAGGCCGGAUACAAGCCAAGUUUUCGACGCACCAACUGGUUUGAACCUGUGGGCUCCGAGUAUAAACAGGUUAUGCAAAAAGUCGGGCUAAUUGACCUCUCACCUUUCGGCAAGUUUAACGUCCAAGGCAAAGAGUCGAUGAAACUGUUGGAUCGCCUUUUUGCAAAUGUCAUCCCCAAGGUUGGCUUUACAAACAUAAGUCACAUGUUAACACCCAGAGGCCGAGUGUACGCUGAGCUCACUGUCUGUCAGAAGUCCCCAGGGGAGUUUUUACUGAUAACCGGCUCUGGCUCAGAGCUCCAUGAUCUGAGAUGGAUAGAGGAAGAGGCAGCCAGUGGAGGAUUCGACGUUGAGAUCAGAAACGUCACAGACGAGCUGGGAGUUCUUGGGGUAGCAGGACCACGUGCGAGGAAGGUACUGCAGAAACUGAGUUCCGAAGAUCUGAGCGAUGCUGCAUUUAAGUUCCUUCAAGCCAAACCCUUGAAGAUUUCCAGUAUUCCCGUGACCGCUAUUCGGAUAUCCUAUACAGGUGAGCUUGGCUGGGAACUGUAUCACCGGCGAGAAGACUCUGCCGUCCUUUACGAUGCCAUUAUGAGAGCGGGCCAGGAGGAGGAAAUUGACAAUUUUGGAACUUAUGCCAUGAACGUCUUAAGGCUGGAAAAGGCCUUCAGAGCCUGGGGAUCAGAGAUGAACUGUGAUACCAAUCCUUUGGAGGCUGGACUAGAUCAUUUUAUAAAGUUAAAUAAGCCGGCAGACUUCAUAGGAAAGCAGGCACUGAAACAGAUUAAAGAAAAGGGACUGAAACGCCGACUGGUCUGCCUCACCUUGGAAACAGAUAAUGUGGAUCCAGAGGGAAAUGAGAGCGUCUGGCAUGAUGGCAAGGUUGUAGGUAACACGACAUCUGGGACUUACAGUUAUAGUGUCCAGAAGAGUCUGGCUUUUGCCUACGUCCCCGUGGAACUCAGUAAAGUGGGACAAAAGGUGGAAGUUGAGCUCCUAGGCAAAAAUUAUCCAGCAGUCAUCAUACGGGAACCAUUAGUGCUAACGGAGCCAACCAGGAACCGCCUUCAGAAGAAGGGCCAAAAUGGCAUGUGAAAAAAUAAGGGCCUUCAAAUAAGCAGCCACUGCUGUAGCUCUGUUCUAAUCACACAAAGCAAAUCAAAUCAGACCACUGUAGAAAUAGUUCUCUUUAGGAAUAUAUUUUGCAGUGGACUGAAGUGGAUUGUUGAACUGAAUUCAAAAAAAAAAAACCUAAUCUGAAUGUCCUAUUGACCCCCCUUCUCUGUGUUAUAAGAACAGAAGGAUUUUCCUUGGGGAGAUUGAGAGUUUCCAAACCAAGCAAUCCAAGGUGAAAGAUUCUCUCUGAACAGCAAACUUCCAUGGUUUCUCUUCUCUGCAGAUUAUCUGGGCGCAUUUUUCAGAAAAUGAUUUUUCAAA